CCGACAAGAAGAUUGUAUCCAACUAUUUCUGAAUUAAAUGUGGUUUGCAAUUCGAUCAAUUCGAUUAAUCACAUCAAAACCCGCAUUAUUACCAUCGAAUUUAGUCGAAUUCUCCGUGCUUAAUUUGAAAUCAUCGUGUGCAUUUCAUUCGCAGCGGUUGAGUCAACAUUGAGAGCCAAUUUUGUUCGAAUUACUAACACAGCUGUGUGUGUUAGUUAUUUCACAAAAAAAAAUCCACCGUAAACGUAACAGCUUCUAUCCCCGACGGCACACUAAACGAUACUCACAAUGCUCACUUUAAUGGUGUUUUUGACCCAGGCUUACUCAAAGAUGGUGCGAAGAGGUCCGCGUCCAUUGGUUCUCUGUGGCCCUUCAGGUUCCGGGAAAAGUACGCUAUUGAAGCGCUUGUUUGCCGAGUAUCCAGAGACAUUUGGAUUCAGUGUGUCGCACACAACACGAAAGCCACGUCCUGGAGAAGAGAACGGAGUGCACUAUCAUUUUGUUGAACGUGGUGCGAUGAAAGCGGCCAUCGAAAAGGGGGAAUUUUUGGAAUCAGCCGAAUUUAGUGGCAAUAUGUAUGGAACAAGCAAACAAGCCGUACGAAAUGUCCAAGAUGCUGGCAAAGUAUGUGUCCUUGAUAUCGAAAUCGAAGGUGUUAAGCAAAUCCGCAACUCGGAUUUGGAUCCAUUACUGGCAUUUGUUAUGCCACCGUCCAUUGAUGAACUGAAACGUCGACUUCUUGACCGUAAAACUGAAACACCAGAAAGUUUGCAGAAGCGUUUGGACACUGCUCAUCGGGAGAUCGAAUAUGGCAAGGCCGAAGGAAAUUUCCAUACCAUUGUGUUGAACGAUGAUGUUGAAAAGGCAUACAAAGAGCUACGCGACUUCAUUGUGCAGGAACUGGAAAAGCAGCAGGCCAAUGGCGUAUAUGUUUGCUUGAAAUCAUCCAAAGCUGAUAAAUAAAUUCAUUAUUUUAAGCCCGUUUUUAUCAGUUUUUCUUCAUAAAAUCACAAUCAAGUAUGAAGUAUUUCAUGAAAAACAAGAGAAUCAAACUAAAUAGCAUGUUCCAAAUUGUAUUAUAAAAGAAUGAACCGAGUCUUGUAAUUAUAUUAUCAUCUUAAGUUUAUUCAAUUAAAUCAAAAAUCUACUUCAAAAUAAUAUGAAUCAAAUGACAAAGCAAUCUUGACAACCUGUUCAAUUUUAAAUGAUUUUUUUUUGUUCAAACAAAUAUCAAAAACUAGCUCUUCUGUUUAUGGCACGGCUAGACACUACAACGUUCAUUGUGUAUUAUUUAAAUAAAGAGAAUUCAACUAUCUUAA
Molecule: messenger RNA, 1319 nt
Organism: Sitodiplosis mosellana (orange wheat blossom midge)
Lineage: Eukaryota; Metazoa; Arthropoda; Insecta; Diptera; Cecidomyiidae
Product: guanylate kinase
Exons: 7
Coding region: 289-963 (224 amino acids)
Biological process (GO): purine nucleotide metabolic process
Cellular component (GO): cytosol
Molecular function (GO): GMP kinase activity
Source: RefSeq, a predicted model, not a curated record